Molecule: messenger RNA, 6796 nt
Organism: Ailuropoda melanoleuca (giant panda)
Lineage: Eukaryota; Metazoa; Chordata; Mammalia; Carnivora; Ursidae
Gene: SERTM1
Product: serine rich and transmembrane domain containing 1
Exons: 2
Coding region: 4134-4457 (107 amino acids)
Cellular component (GO): intracellular membrane-bounded organelle
Source: RefSeq, a predicted model, not a curated record
AGCAUUUUACCAUGUCAUGUUAAUACUUUAUCAAAUCUGUCAAAUCAUUACUAAUGGUUUGGGAGGACAGCCUUUUGGAGAAUGACAUAGCAAGACUUGAUAAUGAUAAAAUGUUGACUGGACAUCCUAACAGCCAGGGUGCUCUUUAUGUCGGCAAGGCAGCAAAGCAGCUUAUCCCAGUUUUCCGCAACAGAAAACCUUUCAAAUAGUUGUUAUUCACAUAGACACGUAUUUGAAUAAAGGCCAAAAACUCAGAAAUUGCUGUGCCAGAUUUGAGGCUGACUGUAGGCUGAGUUUUAUACACCAUUAUUGUAUAGAAGUCAAAGCCACCAGAAGUCUUGCAGUGCUUGUGUGAGCAGACUCAGAGAUGGGAGUCUGCCAGCUCUUUUUCCUUUUACCAGGCAUGAAGGUACAUGUCAGAGAGUAUGCUUUUGUUCAUCUAAAACUUUACAAUUCUCAUAAUCACCCCAUGGGAAGGAAAGCUUCCAUUCUUCCAGAGGAGUCACAGAGGCAUGGUGCUGAGUAUCGUGGAACCAGAGACUCCCAGGUUUGCCUGAUCUAUCCUGUCUCUCCAAUCCCCACCUCACUGGGCUCAUGGUGGCCUCACAGGUCUACUCUUCCUCACCUCAGUGGUGACUGCCUUUUGUAGACUUCUUCCAAGCACAGGUUUUUAUUCUGAGAGACAAAGGGAAAGCGGCUGACCGUGAACCGAAACAUUUACACAGAUCUUCAUUUAUAAAGUUGUGAUCCAGCUGUCUCAUUUUCCUUUCUCAAAAAUCACUUUCUGAGGAUGGCUCAGAAAAAAGCAUCAUCAUGCCCACCUGGCUUUAGGUCUUUAGGUGUCACCGAAAUGGCAGUACACUGGUGCUGCCCUGAGACAGGUCAAGGCUAUGCAUUUCAGAUGAAGUCUAUCUCUUCUUUUCUUUAAAUCUAAUCUGUUUGGAGAAACGGCCCAAGAAGCAUCAUCUUGAAACAUGCUUGUUUGAACAUUCACAUGGUCACAAGUCCUGAACACGUACAACUGGCCUUAUCCUGAACAUUAUACACAGACUGUCAAAAUGUUCACCAGGGAGAAAGAGGAUUUAUCAAUUUUUAAAAAUUCAGUAAGAAAGUGAGAAUCAAUGCCAUCAAGUUAAAAUGAUCUCUAACAGUGCAUAUAUUCUGUUGUUUCAAAGUAGAACAGUGAAAUGAAAUUCACGUAUCUCUCAUUUAAAAUUACAAUGUAUUCUGGAAAUGAUAUUAAAUCUGAAGGGUUGGGAGGAGAAUAUUUAAAGAAGAAAAUAUUUAAUUGAGAAAUGUCAAAUAAUGACAUGAGGUUUUGUUUGUUCAUUUCCACCAUUCUUCCAAGACCACUUGGAAGAUCAUUUCCUGUAAACUACUCCAUAGACCAUUGAGGCUCAACAGUGGGCCUUGUAUCUGAAAGAAGAUCUUCAGGAUGUGAAAAGUAUUCCUGGAAUAUUUACAUGUAAAGAAACGCCUUUGUUUUAAGAAGUCAUCUGGUAGCCAGUUGUGAGCUCAGCUGCUAAACUGCUGGUAUUCUAGGGACACUGUCUGUGCCUCCAGCCCCAUCCCCAAAAAGUGACAGAUUUGGGUAGUGAAUCCAAUUCCAGCUGAAUCUGUGAACUGCACAUGCCAGAACUGUAGGACUAGCAGAGACUUCAAAAGUUCCUCUAGCCUUUCUAGGCUUUCAGAAGGAACUGCCUACUGGGACUUUACUUGGGAUAGCCUUUUAUAAUUUUCUAAGGAUGCUUAUGGAAAUGUUCUUACAGCCUAACUCAGGACCUCUUAGAGAGGUAGGAAAGGUAAAUGUUAUUGCACAAAUGGGAAAACUGAAAAAUCAAGACUAAACUGUGAGCUAGCCCAGAGUAAGUAGCAGAUAGGAACUAAUAAUGAUGCAAAUCUUCAUAAUUUUCCUCUUCCCAUCACAGUUGAGAAAACUAAGAACAUAGUUCAGGUGUGGAGUCUAGUCCUUCCUCUGUCACUGUCUAGCUGUGUACCCUGAGUCAAUCAUGUCUUUGUGGCUCAGUUUCCUCAAGUGAGAAUGGUAAUUCCUGCUCUACCAAGGAGCUGUAAGGAACACACAAUAUGCAUAGUCCCUUCUUCACCCAUGCUAGGAAAAGAGGAUGUAAAAUCCUUACUACUUGAAUGAUAGGAAAAUUGAGACCAGAUGAUACAACAAGUUAGGAUGAGAAGCCCAAGUCCUCCUGGCUUAUCUUCUAAUGAGAUAUUUCUUUUGUCAAAUCAGUUAGCUUCUUUGUCUCUCAGUUUCUUCAGCUAGACUUAGGAGGUCUUUCCAGAACAAAGAAUAUUUCUUCCUAUUCAGCCCAUAAGGUUUCUAUCCUAGUUUUCUUUCCUAUACAUCAUGCUGCCUCUGAAACUCUAUUUUCCCUAAAGAUGAAUGGCUAAGACAUUUACAUGCUAUAAAAAGGCAAGGGAUUGCCAAAUCAGUGUGACACAUUUGAGUCCCACAGUGAUUCUCUCUCUUUUUUUUUUUUUUUUAAGGAUUGUUAGGAGCCUGUAGCAGCCUAAUGGAAUUAAAAUCACCAAGCAAAGCAUAAUGAGGAGUAGGAGUCAAAUUAUUUUAGGAACUACUAAGACACUGUAUGUGGCCUACUCAGAGAAACUCACUAAGAUCAUUAGCCUGUAUGACACCCAGCAGGGACAGCCAUCUCAGAAGUGUCCCCUCCUUGCCAGGGAUCAUUAAUGCUGCUCAGCUCUGACCACAGCAGCCAAUGUCAGCCCCUCAAAGAAUCAGCCACUUAAUUAGAUCUGGAGAACAGAAGGGAAAGGCAAGUUUUCAAGAUAAAAUGCAGGGCAGAGUUUAGGAAAAGGGAAAGCCAGGGGCAGAAUGGAUCUUUUCACAUUAGUCUUUCACUACAUCUGACACAAGGAGAUUUAAAAAUUUACAACAAAUGGAUUGAAUGCCAUAAAGAGCUAGGAAGAGCAUCUUUUCUGGACUUGAAGAGUCAUCUGCCCGGAGGGAUCAUCCUCCCUCAGACUGCAUUCCUCGCCCCCACGUGGACUUAGUGGGCUGGAGGCCCAGGCAGAAACUGGCUGUGACUUUUCCAGUGAUGAAGGAGAGGGUGUCUGAGACACACUGCACCCACACUUGCAGCCUGGGGAAUCAUGUGGUAUCCCGCUUGCUACCUGCCUGUCAGUCUGCUUUGCUUCUGGUGUUCCUCACAGGGACUACAUUAGGAGGGAGAACAUGGUGAAGAGCGUUCUUUACCUCCUGGCUGAGAGAAAAUUAUUCCUUCUCCACAGCCAUUAACACACUUACACACACCAUAACCUUAUUUUGGUCCAACCCUUUACAAUUCACAAAGUGUUUCCAUGCCUAUUUUCUUGAUCCCUGAAUAACACAGAGAGGGGAUGGGGCAAGUGCUAUACAUUUCACAGAUGAGAAAAGUGAAACUCAGAAUAAUAUAGGCCAUUUGCCCAACAUCCCAAAGGUAAAGGGGGAUUCAGGCCUCCCUCAAACCUACAUCUGUUGGCAAACCUUAUACUUUCUACCAUUCAAAGGGAAUCCAACCUUUUUUCUUCUAAAUUAAUCUGAAGUUUUUUUAUUCGGUACUAAAAUAUGCAGAACAAGGUACACAGGUAGAUCAAAAAGAAGAAACAUGAAGAAAUGGCCCCUCAUUUCAAGGAAAUGAAUUUUUAUAAACAAAUCAAAUUAUAAAUGUUCAACAAAAAGCAAACUUACAUGUGUGGCAUCAUUCUUCAAAGUGUGGUAGAGAUAAAUACCGGCUUGGAAGGUGCUAACGGGCUGGAGGUGUACGGAGUUAAUUUUCUGGAGAAGGGAGGUUUGGCACUGACUUUUUGGGUCCUAUUCUCAGAGCAUCCACUUGGAGCAUCUGUUGAAAUCACAGCAGAUGGAACACAUCAGAAAUGUAUUUUCCUUUUUAUUUAUUUUAGUUCCUUGGAGAAUCCUGGCACCUAGGUACUGUGGAGUGCCAAUGGACACCUGAUCCCCUGCUGCCUUUGUUUGAAAACAAAGAAGUUUUGUUGUGCUGAUUUAACUGCCUACAAUCUUUGCUGAUGCUAUCGUUUAAAAAAUGCUGAUUCUGCCCUUUUUAACCCCUGUGUGAAACUGACUUCUAACAUACUUGUGCAUUCUUUGACCCUGCAUAAAGAUGUCUGAACCUGACUCUUCAUCUGUAUUUUCGGGUAACGUGGAGAAUGGAACUUUCCUUGAGCUAUUUCCCACAUCCCUGUCCACAUCAGUGGACCCUUCCUCAGGCCACCUGUCGAAUGUCUACAUCUAUGUGUCCAUAUUCCUCAGCCUUUUAGCAUUUCUGCUUCUGCUUUUAAUCAUUGCCCUCCAGAGGCUCAAAAAUAUCAUCUCCUCCAGUUCCUCCUACCCGGAGUAUCCAAGUGAUGCUGGAAGUUCUUUCACCAAUUUGGAAGUAUGUAGUAUUUCCUCUCAAAGGUCCACUUUCUCAAACCUUUCCUCAUGAAGAAGAUGGAAGAAUUCCUGAAUGCUGCAGCAGCCUAGGUUUUCCCUUGCAGGAAGUGUCACAUGAACCAGUUGCUUCAUGAAAGAAAUAACCCCAUUCUUUUCCAACCAAUUAGACCUGUUUCUCCUCCUUCACCCCUCAUUUCUUGUUCCAUUCAUGAUGCUUUUCAUUUGUGAAUGUAGGAGUUGAUGCUGACUCAGAGAAAUGUGUGCAAACCUCGAGGGGCAGAAUUUCACACAAACCACCUGACAAAUCGGAGCAGACCUCUUCAAGGUGAAUCAGUUCAUUUCACUCUGCUGGACACCUGAGGCAGAACUCAUCUGAGGCGGCCUCACAGUGGGUGCUGGAUAUGGACUCCUGUACUUCAUUUCUCUUACAAAACCGUGAAACCAACUGAGCUUGCAGAAACUGAGCUACUUAGAAGAUAUUCUCCAUAUUUAAAAGAUAAAAUGGAAACACCAAAUUAGAAAAAAAGAGUCAAUUUAGAUUUAAUGUAUAACAUUUCUAAGACCUGAGGCAAAAUAUGCUAAAUGUUUUAUUUUCACUUUAACACAUGAAAAUCACAUUUAUUGAUGAAUUAAGUCAUCAUGGAGAAGUUCUAGAAGAGCUUAACUUUGAAUAGCAAGACAAGUAUGUGUUAUGAUGCAGUCUGUAAGUAUUUUUGCCUCUUGGGUUUUUUUUUCUAUUUACAUUAUAGUCAUAAUACCCCUACUGUUGUAGAAUUCUUUGUGAUAAUUGCUGUUACUAAGAGAAACACCCUAAGAGACAGCAAGAAGUUUUUAUUUUAUAUCUAUACUUUCCAUUAGUGGAAAUUAAGCAUAUGGAAAAUAUUCACUUAGUUCUGUUUUCUGCAGUAAUAACUCCUAGCAGUCAUGUAAGCAUGUUCCUUUAUUCAGUUUCAUAGUCUUAUCAUUUUAGCGCAGAAUUCUGUUAAGGCUCCCAGAUGUCAGAUGUUUGCUCACUCACAUUAGGUUGCAAAACUUAAGAGACUAAAUUGCUAAUAUACAUGUUAUUAUAUACUCCAUGAAUGUUACAGGUCUCUGAUAAUUAGUUGUUCUACGUUAACGUAAUGCUUUGCAUUAGAAUUCCAGGAUGUGGGUUUUUAUUAAAAAUUGUAGACAUUCAAGUUAUGUCACUGCUGGGAGCUUAGUGAUCAUGGGUGCCAUGAUACUGUGGUCACCCAAGCACUGAACUUAGGGGCUUUGUCCAUGAAAUGAGGCAUACAUGUGAGCACAGACUUCGAAUAUGGAAGAAAUCAAGCUCCCUCUAAAAACAAAACAAAGCAAAUAAACUACAGCUUCUUCAGAGUAAGAAUUUUAAUUUAAUUUUAAAAACAAAUGGCCCACAGCAUAAACAUUGAACGUCAUCAGCCUACGGAGCCCACUGCAUCAACAGGCCGUCUUCCCAUGGCAACUGGAUCAUUUCUUAUUCAAAACAUUUUCUAAUCUUAAAUAGUGGAGUUUCAAUACACGCUUUGGAAUGAUUGUGCAGGUGAUACCCUCUAGUAACUCAAACAGGGUAAAGAAUCCACCAUUUUUACAAGGUAUAUCUUUGUCAUUCUAAAAUGCUAAGAGAGAUGAGGACUGGUAAUGAGGAUCUGAAGUUUCUUCUUCUUUUUUUUUUUUAAUCCAUAAGCUUCACUUAAAUCAGACCACAUUGACCUAUUUAUAUCAAAAAUGUCCCCAGACACUGUAAGACCUGCACAGAGUUGCUGUCCUAAAAUGUGUAAUUAGUGAAAAAUAUGCCUCCGCUGCCAUUAAAGCAUGGCGGUGUGUUGCAGUGUUAUUAUGUGGUAUAAAUGUUGGACUAGAUGAACUCCACUAUUUUAGAUCAUUAUCAGCAGCCUAUCAAUAUGUGUGUGUGUACUAAUGUACAUAUAUAUUUUUUCACACACUCCCAAUUAAAAGUUACGUGGAAGCUACAGGAUUACAGAGAAAUCUGUGUUACCACUUUUGCUUGUUGAUUAAUUUUGUGCUACUUUGGUUAUUGAGGGAGAAAGGAUAUGGAUACAGCGAUUUAAAAAAUAAUAAUAAAGAAACAAGUUUGCCGAACAAUAGGACAAUCUGAGUAUGAUCUGUGCUAAGGGGUAGAUUUAUACGCUUUCUUUCUGAGAAUAAAACUGCUUUUAGAAAAAUCUGCAGGCCUACCCCUGCCCACCCCCCACUGCCGCAAUGGUUCUUGCUCUCUGGGUUAAGUAAAGUAAUUAGAAACAACAUUCACGAAUGAAAAUUAAGACUUGUCAGUUUUGCCAGGAUAACAGAUUGUACAAUUUGAGAUGAAUCUGUGUUGUCUAAGAAGUUCAGAAAGGUUGGAAUACUGGUUUAUAAAUAAAGAAGUAG